Molecule: messenger RNA, 2453 nt
Organism: Glycine soja
Lineage: Eukaryota; Viridiplantae; Streptophyta; Magnoliopsida; Fabales; Fabaceae
Product: regulation of nuclear pre-mRNA domain-containing protein 1B-like
Exons: 8
Coding region: 186-1775 (529 amino acids)
Biological process (GO): mRNA 3'-end processing
Cellular component (GO): RNA polymerase II, holoenzyme
Molecular function (GO): zinc ion binding; nucleic acid binding; RNA polymerase II complex binding
Source: RefSeq, a predicted model, not a curated record
ACAGCAAUAAGUUCGGGAUAAAUAAACAAUAAAAAAAACACAAUCCCAAGCAAAAACAAAAUCACAACGUCGGAAGCUCCCCUCUCUAAGUGGCGGCGACGGCGGGCGUGCACGGCGGUGGUUCACCUUCUACACUCCUCUCAUCUCGAAACUCUCCAGGACAUGUGAAACUUGUCAAAAUCAGGAUGAGCAAUGACAUAUUUGAUAGACAGUUGUUAGCAGAGAAGUUGUUGAAACUCAACAAUUCACAACAAAGCAUUGAAUCACUUUCCCAUUGGUGUAUUUCUCACCGGAAGAGAGCAAAAGAAAUAGUUGAAACUUGGGAUAAAUUGUUCAAUGCUUCCCAGAAAGAGCAGCGUGUCUCUUUUCUAUACUUGGCUAAUGACAUAUUGCAAAAUAGUAGGCGAAAGGGCAGUGAGUUUGUCAAUGAAUUCUGGAAAGUUCUUCCAGCAGCUCUCAGGCAUGUCUAUGAAAGUGGUGAUGAAGAUGGAAGGAAAGCAGUGACCAGACUAGUUGACAUAUGGGAAGAGAGGAAGGUUUUUGGUUCACGAGGUCAAGGUCUUAAGGAUGAUGUAAUGGGCAAGAAUCCCCUUCCAUCUGCUAGCAAUGGAAAGAGUUCAAAUUCUAUCAAGAUAGUGAAGAGGGAUGCCCACUCAGUGAGAAUAAAACUGGCUGUUGGGGGUUUGCCAGAGAAAAUACUAACAGCAUUUCAGCCCAUUCUUGAUCAACAUCUUAAUGAGGAAGCUUCCUUAAACAACUGCAGUGCUGCUGUGCGUGAAGUGGGUAAAGUUGUGGAAGAUGUUGAAAAUACAUUGGCUCAAGGAAACCAGUUAGGAUCUACUUUGGUGAAUGACUUACAAGAGCAGGAAGAAAAGCUUAAACAAUAUAUGGAGCAACUUGAAAAUGCGGAGGCUGCAAGGGAUUCAUUGCUUUCUCAGCUUAAGCAUGCACUUCAGGAACAAGUACAGUUGUUUCUACAAGAAUCAAGGCAAGAGCUCGUUCACACCCAGUUGCUAGUUGCACGAAGCCAGAUCAAGAAAGUGGUUGGUAUCAGGAAGCAGCUUAACCAAGCAGCAGAAGCCACAAAUCCAUCUCAGCCUACUUCUGUAUCAUAUGCUCCUUUCCAAACUACUGAAGAUGAUAGCAAGAAGGCAGCAGCAGCUGCCGUUGCUGCUAAGCUUGCUGCCUCUGCAUCCUCUGCCCAGAUGCUUACAUCUGUUCUUUCUUCUCUUGUUGCGGAAGAAGCUGCCUCCUUGAAUGGUAGCUUAAAUUCUACAGGAUUUUCAUCAGGAUUACCUAUUUUCAACCCAGAGAAAAGACCCAAACUUGAAAAACCAACACCUGCUCAUGAUGCUAGCAAUUAUGAUAUGGCCAACUCUCCCUUUUAUGCCACUAUGCAACAGCCAUCACUGGCAAAUGUACCACUUGCACCGUCAGUUGGCAUGCAAGCUGUGUCUCAAGCCAGUCAAUUACAACCUGCAUUUGCUUCACCACCCCCUCCCCCACUUCAUUCUUUGGCAAAUCAACCAUCAAAUCAAUAUGUCCAAUCAACUGGUUUGAUGGCUGGGGGAAUUCCUUAUGGAUACAGAUCAAAUAGCCUACCACCUCCACCUCCACCUCCUUUGCCGCCACACAUGGCAAUAGGUUUAUCAAUGCCUGGCACUCAACCAGCACAGCAGCAACAGCAGUCUCCACCGGGAUUUUACAGGCCACCUGGCAUAGGGUUUUAUGGGAAAAGCCACCCAUCAACACCACCACCAGUACCUAGGCAGUGAGCAUUAUUUCAAGAUCAUCUGACUACUUUGUUGCAAAACCUUCUUGUAGCAUGUUCCUCUGGGAAAUUGCUGUGAAAGUUGAGGAUUUUCCAGCAGGGGCUGUGUAAUAAUGUGAAUUGUUAGAGAAUUAGAUGUGGGCAGAAUUCAUCUGUAGCCUUGUACAACCCUGCCUUUUUAUUUUUAUUUUUAUUUUGCCUACUGCCUAAACUCGAAGUGGUAGGUUUUGACAUCAUACUGAUACUUGAGAUCUACUUCAGCAGUGUCAACUGUUAAAAGAAAGCACCUCCUUGGCCCUUAACUAAUUAUUCUGAAACAUCACGAAGCCCUUGUUAUGGUGCAUGUGGACAUCUUGUUUCUAUGAAGCUGUCUGUGGAGAUAAACAUUAGCAGAUCGUGUUAUUCCCCCUCUUGAUGAAUUUUCAGAGCUUCACCUUGCUCACAAUCUCGGAGGUUGGGUGUUAAUGUAGAUUAAUACCAACUGACAAAAUGUUGAUAUUUUUGACGUUGCCUGCUAGUGUCUGGGUGGUGUGUUAGGAUCUUUAUUCAUGCAAGAGAAAUGCACUGUAAUACACUCUUUUAAUAUUCUCUGUAUGAUACCCUCUGCCUUAUUAGGUGAAAUUCAUGUGAAUCUGCCUGAAUAUGUUAGUCAAUUUUCCAUUUCGUGGAUCCCAUUUCUAAA